AAGUAUUCUCAGAUCUGGAGCAGUCAAAGAGCAGUAUCAGAGCUCGGCUCCUCAGAUGUCUGAACUUGAAAAUGAGCAGUCUUCCAUGUUCCAAAUGAGGUCACUUUCAACAGAGUUUGAAGACCUGCAGACUAGAUGGGCUUCACGACCACAUUUAUUAACCAAUAAAGGAGAGGGGCACUCUGAGUUCCAGUCAUUGAGUAUCAGUGAUACAGAAAUAGGAUUUCAGGCUAAAACUAUAAGCAAAUGGCAAUCAAACAAAAUCUCUGAGCUGACAACUGAGCUCUGGCCAGACAACUUAGUGGAAGGAUACUGGGAGCAACAUCUGGAAGAGUCCACUUCAUCCCCAGUGUCUGAUUCAAAUCAGACUGAGACAUAUGACAGUCAGUGGAUACAGGGUCCAGAAUGGGAAAACACAAAAGGGGAUAUACCAUUGCAUACAGUUUUACAAAAUGAAGAAAUGCUAUUGGAAUUGGACAUGGUGAGCAUCCUACCAAGGAAAGACUACUGUGAGGCUGCAGGGGCUGAUUCCCAAGAGAGAGCUGCGAUGUCAGAAGUUGUCCCAGAACCACGGCAGAAGCCAACUGUGCCAGCAAAGCCCUCCUGUGCGAGCAUAAGCAUGGGCUCACAACUGCUGGGCUAUGUCGGUAUCGACACUAUUAUUGAGCAAAUGCGUAAGAAGACCAUGAAGACAGGAUUCGAUUUCAACAUCAUGGUUGUCGGCCAGAGUGGACUUGGCAAGUCCACACUUGUAAACACACUGUUUAAAUCACAAGUGAGUCGAAAGUCUUCAAGCUGGAACAGAGAAGAGAAAAUCCCAAAGACUGUGGAAAUCAAGGCCGUGAACCACGUUAUUGAAGAAGGUGGAGUUAAGAUGAAGUUGACUGUCAUUGAUACUCCAGGUUUUGGAGACCAAAUCAAUAAUGAAAACUGCUGUGACCCUAUUGAGAAAUAUAUCAAUGAACAGUAUGAAAAGUUCCUCAAAGAGGAAGUCAAUAUCGCUCGGAAAAAGAGGAUCCCUGACACUCGUGUGCACUGCUGCAUGUACUUUAUCUCUCCUACUGGACACUCACUGCGGCCGCUGGAUGUGGAAUUCAUGAGGCACCUGAGUAAGGUGGUUAAUAUCAUUCCAGUCAUUGCUAAGUCUGACACCAUGACGGUGGAGGAGAAACAUGAUUUCAAGCAGCGGGUCCGUAAAGAACUGGAGAUCAAUGGCAUUGAGUUUUACCCCCAAAAAGAAUUUGAUGAAGAUAUGGAGGAUAAGGCAGAAAAUGACAAAAUCCGGGAGAUGAUGCCUUUUGCUGUAGUAGGUAGCGACAAAGAGUACCAGGUCAAUGGGAAAAGGGUACUUGGGCGGAAGACACCUUGGGGAGUUGUUGAAGUUGAAAACCUGAAUCACUGCGAGUUUGGUCUUCUGCGAGAUUUCUUAAUCAGGUCCCACCUGCAAGAUCUGAAAGAAGUGACCCACAACAUCCACUACGAAACCUACCGUGCCAAGAGGCUGAAUGACAAUGGUGGGCUGCCACCUGUGAAUAAUCCCGACUCAGAAGAACAGCACGAGAGCAACUUGUGAACAGGAGGCCUGUUACCAACCCCCUCGACCCAAGCCCCAACCAUUGACCCUGCACCCUUUUCCCUCACUGCACCUGCAGCGUCUUCCCAAAUUUUUUUACUGAACACUUUUAUCUGUGUAUCUAAAUGGAAGUGCAUGUAUGUAUGCGGGAAGUGAGCUUGUUUUCCUAGGCCAAAAGAAAUCCUCAGAUAUAUUUUUUUAAAUGUUUUUUUUUUUUUUUCAUCUUUCCACACUUAAUGAAAGCUGAGCUUCAGUUAAUUUUUCAGGUCUUAAACAUCUCCAACCACACAGAAACUGAGUUCCAAAAUAAUUAUUUGGUUUACCUUCCUGUAUCCAAAAUAAUAACAUACAUGCCAACACAGUAACAUUGUUUAGAGGACAUUGCAUUCAAAACUGUUAAUGUAUUGUAAAACUGUUAUGCACUAGACCUCCAAUAACCAUUGGCUCUAUAACAAAUUCACUGAAACACCAUUCUUAAAAUGUAUUUUUCAUUAAUUCUUUGAGGGCUGAAUAUCUUUUCCCAAAAGCACACAAAGCAAUGGUUUCAUAUAUAAAUCAAUACAAAACAUCUGAUGCUGCUUGAGCUGCUUACGGGCAGUGGUAGCCGCAGUCGCAGAAUAGCGCAAUGUGGUUUGUACCUCUUGUCACUGUAAGUGGCAGCUACAUGAACGUGUCCAGCGCCACGUUCAGCUGAUGCUGGUACCUCGCUUUCAUUUUCGAUUACUUGCACCAAAAUCAAAGUCUGACAAGUCUGAGUCCAAUUCAGCAAUAAUAUAUUAAACGUUGUUCACGGAGUAUUUUACUUGGAGCAUUUGCUUCAAUCUCUCGCCAGAUGUUGAUGCCAUUUUCGCCAUUGUUUGCUCAUUGCUACUAAUGUGAGCGCUGGGAAUCUCAGUCAAACCAACAUAGUUAAAUUUCCUUUUAGCAAAGAUCUAAAAUAUGUUUUUUUUAACCAUUUACUGCUAUUGACAAAAGUUAAACUAAAAAGCUCAUAAACAUUUACAAGACAUUUUAACAAUUAAUGCAAGCAAUUUAAAAACCUGCAGCUUUUAUUAGUUAUAAAGGAAAACUCAACUGUAUCAAAAAGGCUCUUAGCUAUGUAAUCAUAAUUCACUUUUUUCAUUAUGCAAAAAGUUAUUUAGUCUUUGUGGCUGUAGGUUUUUCUUCCAAACAAUAUCUUAUUGACAAGCUAAAUUGACCCCCUAUUUAAAUAGAUUAAUUGUUUCUGCACUUAAUCUGUAGAUGCAGAAAUAUACAGCACAGAGCAGUAGAAUUUUUUUUUUUUGUGAAAUUCUAAAAUAUGAAUAGCGUCAUCAAAGCUAUCAGGAGUCAGUACUUUCUCCUUCAUUUCAUUCUGUUCAUUUUCUUGCUUAUUAAUAUUUUGCUGUCCUUUACUUUUUGCAUACUUCUAGUAAAUAAUUGAAUGUCUACAUGUUAAUUGCCUCCUGUUUAAGCAGCAGCUUUACUGAUUAAAAAAGGGUACUGAUUACAGGUAAGAUGCAAGGUUAAGAAAAUGAUUAUAAAUAAAACUAACAGAUCCCAUUGUUUUUGCAGUAACAACAUAAUUAGGUUUAUCAGCACAAUCCUACAGAUCAUUUUCAAUUUAUGUCUUUACUUGUGACUGACUUCUUAAUGAGCUUGCUUAUCUGGAAAUUUCACUGUGCAAGGUGCUUUUGUAGCUGUGUAUCUGUGCACCGCAUUGCACUUAACAACCAAUCACAUCGCUUCUUUUCAAAUUGACCAAUCAUAUGCCAUGUGAUUGCAAAACACAGCCUCUGCCAUUGAGAGAACUAGCAGAUAAUUAGUUGUGUAGGAAUGCUUCAAGUCUUCGGAGAAAUAACAACCAGCCCAGCCUCCCGAGCUACUAAGUGAUCAUUUUUAAAUUUGGCACUUGUAAAUUACAGGAAAAUUAUCAGGAAUGUUGUCAGUAGCAUUUCUAAAUAUUUUAAAGUGUACAAUUUCAGAGAUUUUGAUUAGUAUUUUUGUGUUUACUACCUUGUAAUCUGACCACAACAGUCUACAUGAUCUGAGUGGUCAUGCAGAGUCUGCUUCAAGUUCUGUGCAGUUGUCAUCAGUAUUAUAUCAGCAAUUAGCAGAGAAUAUAAAACAGAAAACAAAAUGUGUAAAUCACUAUUAAUCACCCAACCAAAUUAAGACCCUCAUCUAAGCACUAAACCACAUUGUCUGCUGCCUCCUAGAUUAUUUUAUUGAAAAUCUGGGCACCCUAAGUGUAAUGCUGGCAUAUUACAGACCAUACUGCAGGUGAAGGGCCGUGCUCGAGGGCCCAAUUGAGUAGAGUCACUUCUGGCAUUUACGGGAUUCAGACCGGCAACCUUCCGAUUACUUGCGCAGAUCCCUAUCUUCAGAGCCACCACUCCGCCACUCACAGAUCACACGAGCACUUUAAAAAAAGUAGGCUCUGCUUUAGUGCCACUUCCAUUACUGUUCAAACAAUGCAUUCCUUGCCGUGUGCUUCUGAAACUUGCAGUAAAUGGUUAUAGAGUUUUCAAAGAAAUCCCACUGCAUAUGCUGAUGCUUAACAGCGUUCUGCCCAUCCUCUGAGCUAGACAAUAAUCAUCUUCUAAAUGGUAUCUCGUCUGUGACGCAUAACAACACUGUAGCUUUGGAAAUAAUUCUAGACAUAAGAGGUACUGCCCAAUGAUCAUUCGCGAAAAAAUAUUUAGAAACCGUUUGCCAAACUCUUGGAAGCGUAAUGUACACCUUUAAGGUUUACAUAUUGUUGGCAGAAGAAGGGAUACAACUGAUAUAGUAAAUCCACUUCAGAUCCUACAGGACCAGAAACUAUUAGCAUGGAAAUGAAAAACAAAACUUAGGUACUGCAAAAAAGCAUCUCUUACUCGCUUACUGUUAUGUAAUAAGACCUUAAGAAACACUUUAGGUCUUCAUAACACCUGCAAAUUAUCAGUAAAGUGUUUAUUCAUCUCUGUAAUGUGACCUGCUAACAGAACUUCACUUUGGAGUGGUCUUGACAUUACAUAUUUAGUAUAAGACCUGUGAAUCCUUCACAUUAGCAAGCAAUUCUACCAUCAUGUCAAUUUGCUACAACGGAAAGAGAUGAAUAACUGAUCUACUGAUCAAGUGUGAUGAAGUCCAAAAGAAGCCUUUGUUAAGGUCUUGUUACAUAAGAAUAAAUCAGCAAUAGAUGUAUUUGUGCACUAUCUAAACUAAAGUGUUUUCCAAAAAGUUAAUGUUCAUAGUGCCGAACUGGAAUCCAAGCAGCCAUUGUUUUUACGAUAUGACAAUUCAAGUUAGGCCUUAACAUUAUAAUACAACAAUAGGGAGGAGAGAGGUCAUUACAGAGAAAUAGGCCAUUGAAUAGGUGAUGAAGUGUCUCUCUUACAGUGCCAUGGUUAUUGGUGGUCUAGUGUAUUUCUACAAAGUAAAAACUCUCGGUUUUAUUAGACACAGAAGCAAUACGACCUGUCCCCACCUCCCCGUCCCCCCUGUCUUAGGCUAUGCUGUGUCUUCAUGGUGCUAAUUGUUGUAAACAACAGUAUUUCUGUUUAACUGGCAAUGUCUAAUACUUUAGAAACAUAUCUGCCAGAGGACAGGCAUUUUACAUUUGAAAAUAUAUGGUUGACAGAUAGUUUGCCCCUUUUUUUGUUCCCUAUGUUAUAAAAAAAAAACAAACAUAACCAUGAAAGGUAAAUAAUGUUCUAAGUUGAUGUCUCAAAAAUGCAUUACGUCUCUGAUCAGUACAGGGAAUGUGUAUACCUUUGCUGCAAAUUUAUUUUGAAAUCAUUAGUCACAGAGAGGGAAACUGUGCAAUCUCUUGCAGUUAUUAAAACAAUUCAAACCAAAGUACUCUGCAUAUUUUCAUCCUCAGAUGGAUUCCCGCAUGGCAUGUUCAACCCGUCCAUGACUAGAAAAGCCCCAGCCAGCUGUGUCCAACGUGGCGGUUUGCUGCAUAGGGCAGUGCUGUGGCCGUCCAUGGGGUUUUCAAGUAGUGGACACUGCCUGCUGACUGUAAGUCUGUACAUAAGCUUAUGGCAUAGCUUUUCAUUUUUUUCUUAGAAAGCCAUGAGUAGAUAGGAGUGAGUAAAUGGGCCAUUGCUUACUCUGGGUAAGACUGGGGGAUAUUAAAAUGUUCACAAUUUGUAGAAUAUCACAUUUGCUUCUAACAGCAAUUUUUGUAUAAUUCAGAUUGAUAUUAUGGAGGGCAGGUAAUCUUGAGGUUCGGAAUUAUACGUUUUAUAAUUGGAAGCUGUCAUUCUCUGAAGCCAAGUGUUUGAGGUGUGUACCCUUCAGUUUGAAUGAUCUUGGAUAAUGGUGUCCGACAGCUAGCAGAGCAGAAUCAGCCUUCUCUGUCAGUGUUACAAAUGUGUAGUGAAGCGUGAGUUUGAAAACUCUGUGGAAUGGUGUGUGCAUAGCAUGUAGCACAAGUACCAUUUAUUUUUUACUCAUAAAAGCCACAGGGAAUGACUAUUGAUUAAAAUGCACUUGUAAGUCUUGGUACCAUUAGGUCUACCUUGCAGCAGAUCUUUAGCUAACAGGAUUUUUUUUUUUUUUUUGGCCAGACCUAAAUAUUUAUUUAAAAAGGACUGCCGUCCAAGUGAAAUAGCUUGGAAGACAUAACUGCAGUGAAAUGGCUGGCUAUUACUUUAAUCAUCAUAUCAUCAUUCUUGUUAACUUGCCAUGCUCUAAUAUAUUCAGUUCACAAGAGCAACAAAGCAACUAAAAAAAUGACAGCUAAAGUGGUGGUGACCUCGGCUUGAAUAAAAUUGUCUUUACAAGUGUGCAAACAAAAACCAAUAAAAAAAUAAAUAAUGAGGAGCUCCAACGUGCAAAGGUUUGUGAGCCUAACACCUGCCCACCUUCAAGAGCGAAUUAUAAAGCGGCAGGCGAAAAAUCAAAUGCAAGAGUUUCUUAUCACACAUAUGAAAUAAUUGAAAGCUUUAUGUAUGUCAAUAGUAGUGUCAGUAUUUUUACACACACAAUAUGACAUAUUGACUCCAGCUAAAGAACUCUCAUAUCUGGUCUUUAAGUAGCCACAAGCCGUGUGCAAUUUCAUAACUUUCAAACAAGUCACUUGCACACUAUGUGUUAGCUUUUUACAGCUUUCAAUUUUUAGAUUGUUUUUUUACAGUGAUUUGAUCAGACAGCAAUCUGAUGGCAGCUCACCAAGCCUGGAUGAGACCCUAGAGCCAGAACAAAUUAGAGGGGUAUACUGACUAAUAGGACCACUGUAGCUGAUAUUCCAAUGCGUAGUUUUAGUGUAGAGAAUGCUGACCCUCUGAUUUCAUUCACCCCUCUCUUUACAGUAUACAACAUAUCUUUGAUAUGGAAACUUAUCAUCCUUUUUUAGUUAAAACAGAAUAUCAACACACUUUCUUAUUAAUAAUGGCGUUCUUAUUUCAAUGAUGUUCUCUUUUCACUAUUGUUGAUAUCAUCCAGCCAUCUAUUUUCUGACUAUGUUUAUUCAGUAAUAUGGUUAGAAAGCCCAAAUUCCCUGAUAGCACCGGACACCAUUUAGUGUCAUUUUAGAGUCAAUUCAAAAUGGAUAUUUUAGGAACAGGGGAUGAAGCUGGAAAAAAAACACACACACAAGCAGACUCUUCACUGGUGGCAAGCUGCUGAGAGUCAACCCCAGGUGCCAAGAGCCAGGAGCAAAAAAAAAAAACACCACCAUCAUCAUUUGUAUU
This is a messenger RNA of Polypterus senegalus (gray bichir), 7236 nucleotides long. It is a transcript of the gene sept3, whose product is annotated as septin 3. The record is from RefSeq and is a predicted model, not a curated record. The coding region runs from base 56 to 1573 and encodes 505 amino acids. Gene Ontology annotation, molecular function: molecular adaptor activity; GTP binding; GTPase activity. Gene Ontology annotation, biological process: cytoskeleton-dependent cytokinesis. The transcript is spliced from 10 exons. Gene Ontology annotation, cellular component: microtubule cytoskeleton; presynaptic cytoskeleton; septin ring. Lineage: Eukaryota; Metazoa; Chordata; Cladistia; Polypteriformes; Polypteridae.